AAAUCCAAUCGCUCCUGCAGGUCAAUAUAAAUUGCUAACAUCAUAAGCGCUUGACCGUAGUUCGUUCUUGAUUAGCAUUCAAUCGAUUCGUUGUUUUAUACAACCACCUUUACGUAUACACGCCGAAAUCGAAUUUAUCAAGUCUUUUUAUUGUCACAGUAAAUUCGUACACAGUUAUUUGUAUCGAAAAGAUGAUUUAUUAUUCUUGCCUUAAAUGUUCGUCAAACGUGAGAAUUUUAAAACGAUAUUUAUCUACGGUCAUGGAUGACGUAUUGUUUGAAAUUAAAAACGAUGUUGGAAUAAUUACCCUUAACAGGCCGAAAGCGUUGAACUCUCUUAAUAUUUCAAUGGUCAAGAAAAUCAACCCGAAACUCAAGGAGUAUGAGUCCAAAGUCCGAAUGGUGAUUGUCCAAGGAGCUGGUGGGAAAGCUUUCUGUGCUGGGGGUGACGUGAAGUCUAUCACUGAAAAUGGUGUAUGCGCUAAAUCAAUUGAAAUGGGUACGGAAUUUUUUAACCACGAAUAUUCAAUGAACAGUGCAAUUGGUAAAUACAAAAUCCCUUAUGUAUCAUUAAUUGACGGUAUUGUGAUGGGUGGUGGUGUCGGAAUAUCUGCGCAUGGAAAAUACAGGGUAGCUACCGAAAAAACGCUAUUCGCUAUGCCAGAAACAGCAAUUGGAUUAUUUUGUGAUGUUGGUGGUAGUUACAUUUUGUCCAGAAUGGACCGAAAUCUUGGAGUGCUACUAGGUUUAACUGGGCUAAGGCUAAAAGGCAGUGAUGUGGCCAAAGCGGGUAUUGCCACACAUUACAUCAAUAGUUCAAAAAUCGAAAGUUUAAAAACCAAACUAAUUGAAGACAUCCGGGAUCCAGAGAUUGUCCUUAGGGAAAACACGGACAGCCUGGACGAUGUAAAGUUCACCAUGGAACCGCUCAUGAAUAAAAUAAAUUCAAUAUUUAGCCAUGAAAGAGUUGAAGCAAUUGUUGAUGCUUUGAAUGAAGAUAACUCAGAUUGGGCACGAGGAAUACUUAAAACGCUUAAAGAAGUUAGUCCCACAGGACUAAAGAUUACUCGAAAAGAAAUAUUGAAAGGAAAAAAUUUGAGUUUAGACGAAUGUUUAAAAAUGGAAUAUUGUCUAGCUUAUAGAAGUAUUGAAGCCAAAUAUUCUUCUGACUUUUUUGAAGGUGUCCGUGCGUUGUUGAUUGAUAAAGAUAAGAAUCCAAAAUGGUCUCCAUCUUCAUUAGAAGACGUAAAAGAUGAAAUUAUUGACCAAUAUUUUGAACCAUUACCUAAUGGUAAACAAUUGCAGUUUAUAUAAAUAGUUACAUUGAAAUAUUAUUAUUUAUUAUAUAAAUAUUUUUCCAUACAUUUGUAAAAAAUCAUUGUAUUGUUAUUAAUAUAUUAUAUUUUAUUACAUGUUAAUAUUGUAAGUAAAUGCUAUUUGUGUGCUUAUGGUAAUGAUGCAAUCGACCUUAUCGCAUAUCUGACUUCCAUUGUAUCUAAAUUCAUAAUUAGUUUUAUUACCUUUAAGGUCAUAUUGAAUACAGUUCUACAUUUUGAAUAGCCCAUGAAAUUAUAAUUGUUAACUAUAUUUUUAAAAUUAAAUAUUGCUGCAUCCAUUGAUUAUUAUAAA
Messenger RNA from Sipha flava (yellow sugarcane aphid), 1628 nucleotides. It is a transcript of the gene Hibch, whose product is annotated as 3-hydroxyisobutyryl-CoA hydrolase, mitochondrial. Gene Ontology annotation, cellular component: mitochondrion. The transcript has 3 exons. NCBI's taxonomy places the organism in Eukaryota, Metazoa, Arthropoda, Insecta, Hemiptera, Aphididae. Bases 192 to 1313 code for a protein of 373 amino acids. The record is from RefSeq and is a predicted model, not a curated record. Gene Ontology annotation, biological process: L-valine catabolic process. Gene Ontology annotation, molecular function: 3-hydroxyisobutyryl-CoA hydrolase activity.